This is a messenger RNA of Suillus clintonianus, 4986 nucleotides long. RefSeq lists its product as uncharacterized. The coding region runs from base 113 to 4903 and encodes 1596 amino acids. The record is from RefSeq and is a predicted model, not a curated record. The transcript has 16 exons. NCBI's taxonomy places the organism in Eukaryota, Fungi, Basidiomycota, Agaricomycetes, Boletales, Suillaceae. Gene Ontology annotation, molecular function: transcription coregulator activity. Gene Ontology annotation, cellular component: mediator complex. Gene Ontology annotation, biological process: regulation of transcription by RNA polymerase II.
AGCUCAUCAAUAUUUGCAGCCGUGCACGGUGACCUGCAACCUUUCACUCGUCCAGCAUGUCCAUACAUUGUCAAUAAUUUUACCUUCUACCAAUCGCUGAGAUACCCUGGAUAUGAAGCAGGACAAACUCGGACAAGAACCACCAUCACCCAUAUACGAGUCUCAACCUCCGCCCUGGCUACCCAAGUCUCACAGGACUGCUGAUGUCGGAUACCCUGGUUUCCAUCCGCCCCGCCCGGGACAGGAUGAGGAUGUCUUGUCCGACAAACAUAUAAAGGAGGGCUUCAUGUUACCACUUCCUGUGCCUGAUGAGCAUCAAAGCGCUGCAGUUACAUUCCUACAGCAGGACGAGAGGGGAGGUCGCAUGUUCGACCAGAGCGUGCUCACAGACCUCGAGCACCUCAUGAAUGAUAUCUUUACUCGAAAGGCUGACAGUGCGGUACCUAUACAGUCAUCAGCAUUCAAGAUUCCUUCUCGAGUUACCAUGAGUGAUACCAAACGACAGACCUGGUUCGCCGAACUCGCAAAUCCCGAUGUCCCCUUGAGUAAACUCGGGAAAAGCGUUCCACAUGGCGCCAAAGGUCACGAUUUACUUGACCUUCUUCAUACCAACAACGUUGCCAUACCUCGUGCGGUCUGGUUUCUUCGAGUAUUCGGCGCCAACGAGACUGCUGGCCUGAGAAACAAACCGUCAUACAAUCCCACCCAGUACAGCGUAGAUUGGGCGAUAGUAGUAACAAGCUAUAUCAAGAAACAGCUUGCCGACAUUGCUCUACCGAGUGCACCUAGACCCGGAAUGAAUAUCAAACAGACAUUCAAAGGCGUCCUUUCUGACGCAGAAAGUCGCGACCGAUGGGUUUCCCGUUUCACAUACUGUCUGAAACUAUUGCGACCGUUCUAUGACGAAGGUCUCGUAGAUCAUCGCACUUUCCUUACAUGGCUCGUCCAUCAGAUGGCGGCCUGCAACCUUGCUCAAUCAGGAUUUGUAGCGCAUUUGGCUGAUGAGUAUCUGGAUGGAGUUCUUGAAAAGCGCCCACUCGCGAAGCUCCUUCUAGACGCGUGUAUCGCGAAAUUAAACGAAGUCAAGACGACUUCCGCUCAGGGUCACCUGAACAAGCUCGAAGAGAUUUUGAAAUCUCUGAUUCAGCGCACUUGUGUAGCCCUUCCAGACACAUUCGUUUCUCCCAGCACAUGGCUAGCGCAUUCAUCGCUCUUGUGUUCUGUACUUGCGGGCCCCGCUGAUAGCGGUCCUAGUGACUGUCGACGACGCGAUUUUCAGCAGUUGAUUUCGGAUAAUCUGAUGGAUAUCCAGCGUCGCAACGACGCUAUGCUAUUUCGCAAUCUCCCACCACGAAAACUCGAACGUCUUGGGUCCUUGGUGGUUGAUAUUCAAAUUCUAAAUUCGAUCUGCAGUAGCACGGACAUGUCCAGUAUAUUGUUUUUCUCUUCUCAAAUUCCUGAUUGCACAUCAAGUUCAAGUUUUGUCGACAAACUCGACACUUUGUUAACUUGGGCUGUGACGCCACUGCAGUAUGGCUCACAUCGACCGUACGCAGCUGUGACCUUACUCCAAGCACAUCACGAACGCAACGCACGCCGCGAACUAUCUUCAGCCACCCUUCACGACCAUCUCUUCGAUUGGCUGGACUCCAAACAUGUUGUCCGGGAGGCUGGCAAUCUCAGGGCAGUAGCGGGUCUGUUCGGGAAAUUGAUCAAGGGUGGGCUCUUUGAUUACGCAGCUUAUGUGCAAAGACUCGUCGCGAGAGGCGAGAGGGGACUCUCGAUGAGCGAGCCUGACGAAACGGCUUCCUUUCAUCGCAAGAUCCUUCGCUGGAUACCGUUACACAACCCGACAUCAUCUCUUUUAAACCAGCGCAAAGUUAUUGUAUACGGGACGCGUGCACGACAGACCCCUGAAGAUGUCUGUGAACGUGAGAUGCGAAGGGAAAUUCGUGCAAUUUUGCCACUUGUGUUUGGUGGCAACGCCCUUCCGCUUUCGGUUUCCAUGUCAUCUCUCCGAACUAGUUGUCCUACUGUGCUCGACGCACCAUGUUUUGAGCAAGUACGAACCUUCAAACAGUGGUUGCUUCCGAAUUUCCUUAAAUUUGCCUCAAGAUCGGGAUCACUAGACGAGAUCAGCGCUCUGAAGACAUAUAGUACAGCAGUCGAACUCCUCAAGUACACUCAUAACUACGGCUCCUUGCUGGAGCUGAGUCUCUCGGUCUUGUCCCAGACAUCCCACGCAGAAUUACUGACCGCCGUCGGGGAAGUUUUCCACCGCUUCGCAACUACAUGGACGGCAAUGAACGCCACUGGCAUGAUCACUUCCGCACUUUAUUCUACUCAUUUGCUUUUGCGAACGCAAGGGGGGAAAACCAGAUCCCUCCUGACCUUGCUUAUUGAAAUGGAUGAUGGGCGACAGCUAGAUGCGACGGCCAGAACUCAGGUGGAAAAUGACAUUGCGUCGUUCACACAAGCACUGGCUCCCAAGACAGACCACCCAGAGGUCGUACCGGCCGUCAUGCCCGAAAUUUUACUUCUAGCUGAAGAUUCCAAGCCGGACGCUCCCACGAUUCUCGCAAAUAGCCUCUGGUACAGGUAUCGUACGUCCGGAGACUGGGCAUGGAAAGUCUGGGACAAUAUUGUCGCUUCGUUACGCCAAGUCCCCGUCAUGAGCGAGGACCAACAGCGACGUCACACGUACGCACUUCGCUAUGGUCAAUUUCUACUCAACGUCGACCACCACCUUCCUGGUGGUAUCGAUAAUGACGUGCUCCAAUGGUUCCUUGGUACUGGCAAAAGUGAAGUGUUAGGAUUGACGCUCGAAACCUGGGAUGUACUUAGAGUCGUCCUUCUAUUCCUAUGCGUUCACGGAGCGCUAUCUACAACUACGCUGCUUCAAGGACUAGUUUACCCCGCAUGGCAACUGGGAGCCGAUGCAGGUCCGCUCUACCAGCCACAGAAUAUGGAGACUUUUAUUCAGGCAGCCAGUGAGCUUUUUGACGCGCUCGUGCUCCAGGAGGAGUGUUUUAUCAGUCCGAUUGUCCCACAAGAGCUCCUUGAUGCGCAACGGAUCCACACUUGGAGACAGGACGCCUUCCGGGAACCUCAUUUCACUCUUCUGGCCUGUAAUAUACCAAAUUUAGUGCUCCUGGAACACAAUAAUGUCGUUUCAGAUGGACUUCGCGGAAUUGCGCGAGACCUUCGCCUGCGGACAUGCGAGAGUCGCGACAUCAGGCAAUCAUGCUACCGCAAUCUUGACGCUGUCCGCAGGGGUUUUGAGCAUCCGAUUCAGUCGGGAAUGGUUGCAGAAACGCUCUGCGAACCGCUUGUCAACGCACUCAAAAUGAUUUUAAGUGAACCAAACGAAGAUACAGAUGUUAACUCGUUCUUAAGCACUAAGAUAUCAUCCGUUCUGAGUCCAUGCAGGCUCGCGGCAACUGCAGUUCAGCUGCAGUUUGGGCUGAGGCAACUCGGAAGGGCGCUUGCUUGUGAGUCGACGAAACAGGGUGCAAGUGCAUCGCUCGACAAAAUGACGUCUUUGAUCUUCCACCACUCGAUGGCCUCGGAAGAAGCAUACUUCAUCGCAGAAAUGGCGAGGGGCGUUGAUGGACCAGUGGCGAUUAAAUUUAUAAAUAACGGUUUCAAGAGUAUCGUUGAUAUUCUUAAUCAAGCCCCUGCCCCUACGACUCCCGAAUCAUUACUGGCGCGGGUUGGUCGUGCAAGUGAGGUGCUUCGCGUACUAUCACAUGUCUCAGAGCCCUUGCGAGAGGAAGGGACUGGAUUGGAUCUUGACGUCUCAACACAGGAGCGGCUUGCGAAAACAAUUCUGGAGUCGUUUCAAUUCGCAAACUCGUCAUUCUCCAAAGCACCGGAUCAUUCCCUGCACGUCCUCACCGAAGCUGUUAUCUUUCUAGCUCGGCUCCUUCAAUUUGAUCUCGGUUUCCCGGGGAUAUGGACGACACAGUUUCGAGCAACAUGUGAGAAGAUGGCGCCAGUUCUCUUUGACCUUGUCGUGAUUCAUGCAUGCGGUCCUGCACACGACGCCGUUGCGUUUGCGCUUCUUCUUGAUACUUUGUACUUUCUCAUCGACGAUCUUUCCUUGUACUCCAAAACGUCAUCGCCAGACCCAUUCAAGUAUCAUCCCACAAAACUUCAGUCACCCCAUCUUCAUUCCCUCCCUAGUUCACAUCGCGAGCGACUCCUGAGUCUCUUCCCGCAUAUCCGGCCGAAUGCAGUUGUUCAAGACCUCGCUCUCGCUCAUCGAGACAGCACAGGCCACCUCGUCUAUGGCGCACCCAUUCAGAACCGACCAUGGGAAUGGAUCGAGAACCUCGACAAAGAUGAUGGCACGAUACGAAACACUGCCUCACUGUCGCUCGAACUAUUCGGGACAAAGGCCACAGGCGACCGUUUGAUCGGCUAUGUACAUGAUGAAGAGCGUUGCAUACCAUCGAGACUGGAAAGUGUCUUCGAGGACAAACUAACGGCCGAGAGCAUCUUCCGUCGAGAUUGGCGUGAAACACGUCUUCCAGCGCACUCCGACGUCCGUGCUGGGGAGCGUGGGGUAGGAGAGGGAGUUGAUGAACUGGGCAGCCUGCCUACUUUCGGAUUGCAGAAGCCUGGGUCGAGAAGGGUGUCGCCUACCUCAUCCGUGCGUUCUCGCGGAUCAGGCAGCUCAGUACGUCGUAGUCCCGGGUCACACUCGGGCAAUCGGUCAGCUGUUUCUACAAGGGAAGGCACUGGGGAUAGUGGUAUUGGUUCUGGUCCCGCAGCAGGGCGCAAACGAAAGGCUUCGGCUUCGGCUUCUGUGGGUGAUGACGAUGAGGUCGAAAUAGUUGAGGGGCCCGUGCCAGCAAAUCCGAAGAAACCCAAAGUAAAGCAAAAACCAAAGAAAAAGUAGCUGCGUUUGUUACUGACUCGUCGUGGUUGUCUUGUUACAUUGUGGUAUAAUGGUGCUCUACAGUGCAGGUACUGUACCCUAGU